Aspergillus ruber CBS 135680 is the source of this 340-nucleotide messenger RNA. RefSeq names its product C3HC4 finger protein. Gene Ontology annotation, molecular function: ubiquitin protein ligase activity. Gene Ontology annotation, biological process: protein ubiquitination. Lineage: Eukaryota; Fungi; Ascomycota; Eurotiomycetes; Eurotiales; Aspergillaceae. The coding region runs from base 81 to 326 and encodes 81 amino acids. The record is from RefSeq and is a predicted model, not a curated record. The transcript has 2 exons.
CAAGAAGUCCGCUUGAGUGGCGAGACGGAGGGUGGGUCAGGGUAGAACCCCCUGCUCGAAAUGGCCCUUGCCUCGAUAAUAUGGGCGAUGGACGGCCGGAUGCCAAAGAAAGCUCUGAAAUGACGAUCAAGCUCGAAUGCAAGAUAUGUAUGAGCCAGCUGGUCGAUACGGUGAUUAUCCCUUGUGGACAUGCGGUCCUCUGUCAAUGGUGUGCGGACCUGCACAUCCCAGCGACGAAAAGUGACCCCACGAGACCGGUUAAGAAGGUCAACUGUCCGAUAUGUCGCGCAGUGGUUAUGGGAAAGUACCGGAUCUUUCUCACGUAAUGCUUGGUGAUGGG